AUGAGCUGGCCCGUGGACUCCCAGCCUCAGUCUGUGGAUGUUUUGUCUGAUGCUGCUGAGUGGAGCUCUGGGAUCUGUGACUGCUGCCAGGACAAGAGAGAGUGUAAAAACUUUUACUUUAUUUCAUAUUUAAAAAUAAAACUUUUAGUCCUGAAAUUUAAAAAAAAACUGAUGUGGUGAGUUUGUGUGGUUGUUGUUUUUACGUGUGUAAAUAAAAUGUGUUUCAAAAUGUUUAUUUUCUUUAUCUCAGUGAAUUUUAGUCUAUUGCUGCUCCUGCUUCAUGUCUGUCUGUUUGUCUGUCUGUCUGUCUGUCUGUCUGUCUGUCUGUCUGUCUGUCUGUUUAGGCUGUUUUGCCUUCUGGUGCUGCCCCUGCUUUGCCUGUAUCACGACUAAAGCCUUGGGUCAGUGUCUCUGUCUCCCCCUGCUGGAUGUCUGCGGCUGCAUCCCCUCCAUCACCAUGGCCAUGAGGGUGUCUGUGAGACAUCGCUACGGCAUCAGAGUGAGGACAAAAAUCUAUUCUUAUUUAUCUGGCGCCAAAUCACAACAACCAUUAUGUCAAGACACUUUACAGAGGAGCAGGUCUAGACUGAACCUGUAGUCUGAAGGAUUACAAAGACCUAAACCUCCAGAUGGAACAGAUUUAACCAUCCAGAAAUAAGAGUCAGUCUGAACCCUCGAACCAACAGGAGAGAAACUCUUUACAGCAUUCAUCAGGUGACAGAGGAGAGGAAGAACUUCCUUUAACAGGCAGAAACCUCAAGGAGGACCAGACUGAUGUUAGACCGACAUCUACUGCAGCUGGGUUAGGGAGAGAGAGAGGGAGAGAGAGAGAGAGAGAGAGAGAGAGAGAGAGAGAGAGAGAGAGAGAGAGAGAGAGAGAGAGAGAGAGAGAGAGAGAGAGAGGGAGAGAGAGGGAGAGAGAGAGAGAGAGAGAGAGAGAGAGAGAGAGAGAGAGAGAGAGAGAGAGAGAGAGAGAGAGAGAGAGAGAGAGAGAGAGAGAGAGAGAGAGAGAGAGAGAGAGAGAGAGAGAGGGAGAGAGAGAGAGAGAGAGAGAGAGAGAGAGAGAGAGAGAGAGAGAGAGAGAGAGAGAGAGAGAGAGAGAGAGAGAGGGAGGGAGAGAGAGAGAGAGAGAGAGAGAGAGAGAGAGAGAGAGAAAAGGUUUUUCUGGUCCGAGUUUUAUCAGUCGGUCUUCCUGUCGGCGUGAAGAGCAGUAGCCUACAGUAUAUCUACAGUUAAUAUAGAUUUUUUAUAACUUCAUAAAAAUUUUAAAAAUUGGAAAAAUAAUUGAUUAUCUGUUGUUGUUGUUGUUGUGUCUUCGUUGGUUUAAUGUUGUUGUUGUUUCUUACGUUGUGUUGUUGUUGUUGUUUCUUACGUUGUUUUGUUGUUGUUGUUGUUUCUUACGUUGUGUUGUUGUUGUUGUUGUUUCUUAUGUUGUGUUGUUGUUGUUGUUUCUUACGUUGUGUUGUUGUUUCUUAUAUUGUGUUGUUGUUGUUGUUGUUGUUGUUUCUUAUGUGUUUUUUUUCUUUGUUGGUUUUCAGGGCAGUCUGUGCACGGACUGCACGUGCGCGUUCUUCUGUCUGCCGUGCGUUUGGUGUCAGAUUUCCAGAGAGAUGAAGAGCAGGAAGUUACCCACCGUGUUCAGUGACAUCAUCAGCCGCUGAUAAUGAGGCACCACCUCCCUUCUGCGCUAUCCAAUCAGAGACCAGGGGUCCGUUUCACGUAGGUGGUUCAACAAACUCUGAGUUAAAUCCUUAACUCUGAGUUGAUCUACUCUGAGUUAGGAAACUCUGAGUUUCCGGUUUCACAACACCUGAUUUGAGACGGUUUUAACAACUCCGAGUAGUUUGACCUGGAGUUAAGCACGUGCACGCCAGACAUAAACAGCCAGCAUCUGUGGAGCGCAGAUUCAAUGAUCAACCAAUGGAAACAGGGAGAAGGAGGGGGCAGCAGCAAGCCAACAGCGAAUUACAGCACGUUUGUUAAAAGAAAGUGCAAUACAGCAGCAGCUGCAAAGGAGAGGGAGAGGGCUUGGGAGGAAAUCGCUGCUCGCGUCAAUGCGUAACUUUAAAUCUAGUCUCGUGCAAUCACAAUGACAGACUGUUGCAGGGAAACUGCUUGAAUCAUUUUGAUCAUGUUUUACAUUGUCAAGUAAGUAUUAAGUGGCAGUUUGAUCCCUUAGAAAAUGC
Molecule: messenger RNA, 2186 nt
Organism: Xyrichtys novacula (pearly razorfish)
Lineage: Eukaryota; Metazoa; Chordata; Actinopteri; Labriformes; Labridae
Source: the annotation of a GenBank genome assembly